AUGAAAGGUUUUAUUCCUGUUUUGAUUUCACUAUUGCCCGCUGCUCAAAGCCUAAGAGACGAAACAGUAUCCGGAUCUCACUUCUGCCAAAUUGAUAAAGGUGAAACAGUUAGUUCAAUUUGUAACAUCACAUUCAAUGAAAUAAAUGAAAUCAAUACUUAUAUUAGAAGUGACUUGGAGAAAUUAAUAAGUUCAGAUUUCUUCAAAUACUUUAAAAUUGACCUUCGUAAAGAAUGUACAUUUUGGGACAAUAAAGACGGAUUGUGUUUUAGCCCAGGGUGUGCAGUUGACCCCAUUGAUGAUUGGGCCAAGGUACCAAUGUAUUGGCAACCAGAUAUUUUGGGUAGCAUUACUAACAAUACAACAGAAGAUAUUGAUAUCCAUGAUGAUGAAUGCUCAUUUUUGGAUGAACUUUGUGCAGAGGAAAAGAGAUUACCAGAAAUUCCUGAAUGCAAUUAUUGUGAUGUGAAUGACUUUGAAAAUUCUAAUUGUGUUUUGGUUGACCUUUCUAAGAACCGUGAAAGAUUUACUGGAUAUGGUGGUAAUCAGUCACGAGAAAUAUGGUCCAGUAUAUAUAAUGAAAAUUGUUUUUCUUUUGGAGAAGUUGGGAAAUCGUUAGCUAAGGAUACAUUUUACCGGUUGAUUUCAGGAUUCCAUGCUUCCAUCGGCACACAUGUUGCAUUUGAGCAUUUAAAUUUGGAAGAGGAAGAUUGGGGGCCUUAUUUGGAGGGGUUCAUGGAAAAAGUGGGGAAUUUUCCUGAGAGAGUUACAAACAUUUAUUUCAAUUAUGCUGUUGUAGCAAAGACAUUAUUAAAAAUCCAGCCUUAUUUGAAAAAUAUUGAAUUUUGUAAUGAAUACAAUGAAGAUGUCAAAAGGAAUAUUAUGAACAUUGUAUCACAAUUAGACAGCACAAUUUUUAAUGAAGAUUUGUUAUUUGAAAAUGAAAUAAGCUCCGUUUUGAAGGACGAUUUUAAAAACCGUUUCAGAAAUGUUACCAAGAUAAUGGAUUGUGUUCAAUGUGAAAGAUGUAAAUUAUGGGGGAAACUUCAAGCGGUGGGGUAUGCCACCUGUUUGAAAAUAUUAUUUGAAUUGAACGAAGGCGAUGAGAUCUCAAAGCAAGAUAUAGUGGAUAAAUUAACCAAAUAUGAGCUGGUGGCUUUACUCAAUACAUUUAAUCUUCUCUCUGAAACAAUCGAGUAUGUUAAUGACUUUGAAACGAUAUAUAAUAAACAGGCAUUAUAUGGCGGCGAAAACCAAAUGGUAUCCUUUUUCAAGAAACACAAUUUCUUCAAACUUUUAAAGGCCGGGACAAAAAAUAUGGAGCAAAAAAUCAAAGAGUUUAAAGAUCUUAAUGUUCCACCAGAGGGAAUAGUAGAGGAAAAGAAGGCUGCCAUUCAUAGUCAAUGGGAAAAUGUGUGGGAUGUUAAUGUUGGCACCUUUGUGGAAGGUCUCGACUUCAUUGAAAGAAAGUAUUUCACCCUUGUCAGACAGAUUAAGGAUUGGUUCCAGUGGUUAUUAAACAGAGUGCGCCAUUAA
Messenger RNA from Naumovozyma castellii, 1536 nucleotides. Its product is annotated as endoplasmic reticulum oxidoreductin family protein. The record is from RefSeq and is a predicted model, not a curated record. NCBI's taxonomy places the organism in Eukaryota, Fungi, Ascomycota, Saccharomycetes, Saccharomycetales, Saccharomycetaceae. The transcript has a single exon. The coding region runs from base 1 to 1536 and encodes 511 amino acids.